Enhydra lutris kenyoni (northern sea otter) is the source of this 1088-nucleotide messenger RNA. RefSeq names its product BLOC-1 related complex subunit 7. The record is from RefSeq and is a predicted model, not a curated record. Gene Ontology annotation, cellular component: BORC complex. NCBI's taxonomy places the organism in Eukaryota, Metazoa, Chordata, Mammalia, Carnivora, Mustelidae. The transcript is spliced from 5 exons. The coding region runs from base 240 to 683 and encodes 147 amino acids.
GAAUAUUAUUACUUCUUACUGAUGAACACAAGAUGCAAAGCUUGAGUAAUUUGGAGUCACACAACUAAAUAGCAGAACUGGGGACUAUAAUCCAGGCCUUUUGAUUCUAACCCAAAGAUAUACUGAAAUUGUCCUCUGUUUCCACCAGAGACAUCUGCCUGGGCUUUAUCUUCCUCAGGGUAUCAACUGAGUAUUUUAAACGAAUUUAAAGUUAGCUAAAGUCAAUCUCCGCUGGGCGCAUGCGUCCCUUCCUUUCCCCUCUCACCCCACGGUGGAGACACACCGACUCGCUUCCUUCCGUCUUGACGCCUUUUGGCCCCAGCGACUCGCCGUUGCCCAAACUGAGACGUUCGCUAGUCGAGGUGAUGGCGACUGGGACACCAGAUUCGCAAGCGCGAUUCGGUCAGUCUGUGAAGGGGCUCCUCACCGAGAAGGUGAACACCUGUGGUACGGACGUGAUCGCGCUCACCAAGCAGGUGCUGAAAGGCUCCCGGAGCUCGGAGCUGCUCGGUCAGGCAGCUCGAAACAUGGUCCUGCAGGAAGAUGCCAUCUUGCACUCGGAAGAUAGUUUAAGGAAAAUGGCGAUAAUAACAACACACCUUCAAUACCAGCAAGAAGCUAUUCAGAAGAAUGUCGAGCAGUCUUCUGACCUACAGGACCAGUUGAAUCAUCUGUUGAAAUAGAACAGCUUGCAAGAGGGAAAAGCACUUCUUUGCCAGACACUGAGAAGGAAAUAUUUUACUCAACUGCUGUCCUAUGGGUUUGAUUUUCCAUUUUCUUCUCCAAAAGUUAAGUUAGAAAAGAUUUAUGAUGGUGUAUAGUUUCUUCUGAAGAGAAGCUAGGUGGUUGAAUUUUGGAAGUACUUCUUGAGGCUAAGUCAUACUCUUACUGAAGUUUUUAAUUGCUCUUUUUAGUUUGAUGUUAAAGCAAAAUUAAAGAGGUCUUGGUUUUUCCCAUAGAACUUUUAUAUGUCAAAAGCUAUAUCAUCUAAAUGUGAUUCUUUUUUUAAAAUGUGAUUCUUAAGCAAAUGCUGAAUGAUGUUUUAAAUUCAGAAAUACGGCUUCUGUUGUGAAAACAGGAAUGCUUAA